UUUCACACAGGUAGGAUUGAAACGGAAAUCAGUUUCAGUAGGAAAGAGUUAGAAGUGAACAAAGCAAACACAGUUGAAUGUAGCAGCACUUCUGUGGCUACAUACAAUCAAGAAUUCAUGGCCAGGAAAUCUCAAAUCAGCCAGACUGAACCUCAAGCAUCAGGCUCAUCAAAGUUCUACAAAGUGGUGGUUGUGUGUCUGGCAUUGCUGUUUGGUGUUCUGCUGGCUGGUCUGAUAGCUCUAGCAUUCAAGUACAGAACAGACACUGUCCAGUUAAAGACUGACUAUGGCCGGUGUAUUGAUGAUCAGGAUUAUCUGAGCAGACGUUACUACAAUCUGACUAUUGAGAGAGAUCAGCUGCAGGCUAGUGAACAAAUCCAAAUGACAAAAGUUCAGACUUUAGAAAAACUUCUACUAAUUGGAUGCGUGACAGGAAGGAGCAACUUUUCCUCUCAUCUUUAUUGUGUCUCUGCUACGAUGUUGAUGUGGAAUGAGAGCAGACAGAGCUGUGCUGAGAAUGGAGCUUAUCUUGUGAUCGUAAAUAGCCCAGAGGAACAGGAACUCAUCUCUAAUUUCCAAAUGAAUGUGUGGAUCGGCCUCUUUGAAAAUGUUACUGAGGGAGUGUGGAAAUGGGUGGACAACACUGAAGUAAUCAAAAAACCAAACUUGGAGUUUCUUAUGACGACCCUGAAGCUACCUGUUUUGAGAUAUGGAGAUAUGGCAAAGCCAAGUGACUUUUUUUGA
Messenger RNA from Labeo rohita (rohu), 744 nucleotides. RefSeq names its product C-type lectin domain family 7 member A-like. The record is from RefSeq and is a predicted model, not a curated record. Bases 118 to 744 code for a protein of 208 amino acids. NCBI's taxonomy places the organism in Eukaryota, Metazoa, Chordata, Actinopteri, Cypriniformes, Cyprinidae. The transcript is spliced from 5 exons.